This is a messenger RNA of Strongyloides ratti, 8187 nucleotides long. Its product is annotated as Epidermal growth factor-like domain and Laminin G domain and GPCR, family 2, extracellular hormone receptor domain and EGF-like calcium-binding domain and Cadherin domain and Concanavalin A-like lectin/glucanases superfamily domain and Concanavalin A-like lectin/glucanase, subgroup domain and Cadherin-like domain-containing protein. Gene Ontology annotation, biological process: homophilic cell-cell adhesion. Gene Ontology annotation, molecular function: G protein-coupled receptor activity; calcium ion binding. The record is from RefSeq and is a predicted model, not a curated record. The transcript has 6 exons. NCBI's taxonomy places the organism in Eukaryota, Metazoa, Nematoda, Chromadorea, Rhabditida, Strongyloididae. Gene Ontology annotation, cellular component: plasma membrane. The coding region runs from base 1 to 8187 and encodes 2728 amino acids.
AUGAAAAAAGAUUAUUUUAUAAUAUAUUUUUUUAUUUUUAUUUUGCUACCACAAAAAUGUGAAUUCUAUAUUAAUCAUCCAUAUCUUUAUGAAACACUUACAAUUAAAACUCAACAAUGUAAUUCAUGUUUAUUACCAAAAAAUUCAAGUAUUAUAUAUCUUCCACCUUCAAGACCAAUAUGUUUACAUGAAGGUCAUCCAAUUUUGAUGCUUUCAUUUGAAAACAAUAAUAAAAAUUUAGUAAAGUCAAAAAGUUGCAAUAUACCCAUUGAAAUUAAAUCGAGUCAUAUAUCUUUAGAUACUAAUAAUGGCAUUAUAUUUGCCAAAAGGCGAAUGUGUUUUUAUCACUCAAACAUUAAAAUUGAAUACCGAUAUAAAUGUUAUUCAUAUGAUGACUAUAAAAAUAGUACAUUUUUAUUAGCUCAUAAAAAAUUUUCAUUCUUAUUUGAUAAAGAUAAUAGUAAUGAAAUAACAUCAAAAUAUAUUAUACCAUCAGAGACUAAAUUUGGUCGUAAACGUACAAAAAGAUGGUUAAGAAGAAGAAAUCCUAUUAUUUCACCAAUUCAUUUCUCACAGGAAAAAUAUAAUGUUCAAAUUUCUGAAGAUGCUCUUCCUAAAACAGUAAUUGUAAAUAUAAAAGCGGAACAUGAAAAAAAAAGAUCUUUAUAUUACUCAAUGAGCGCACCUGAAGAUUCAAGAUCAGCUGAUAUAUUUGCAUUGGAUACUAUUUCAGGGCAAAUUACAUUAGUAAAACAAUUAGAUCACGAAAGUUUAUCUAAGCAUGUAUUAAAAGUUACCGCUUUUGAAAGAUUAGAUCCAUCAAUAAUUUCAAGUGUUUUGGUAAUUGUAGAUGUUAUUGAUGUUCAAGAUAAUAUACCUAUUUUUGAAAGAACAUCAUAUUUUUCUGAGAUACGUGAAGAUGCUCCUAUUGGAACAACAGUUUUAUCAGUAUUUGCACAAGAUAAAGAUUCUGGUGAUAAUGGUAAAGUUGAAUAUUUUAUACAACCAUCCUUAGGAAGUGACCACUUAAAGAUAAAUCCUCAGUCAGGAGUAAUACAAACUAUUAAAGAAUUAGAUCGUGAGGCAAUUCCAUUAAUACGUCUUAAAGUGUUUGCCAAAGACCAUGGAGUACCAUCAUUUAAUUCAUCAGCUUAUGUUGAAAUAUCAAUAUUAGAUGUUAAUGAUAAUACUCCAACUUUUGAAAAAUCAGAAUAUCAUGUAUAUAUAAAUGAAAAUGAAAAUGUUCCAUUUUCUGUUAUACAAUUAAAUGCUACAGAUAAUGAUACAGAAGAAAAUGGAAAAGUACAUUUUUCAAUAAUAACAUCAUCUGGUAGUAGUUUUUUAAUUGAUUAUGAAAGUGGUGAAAUAAUAUUAAAAGAAAAAUUAAGUCCUAAAAUGAGUCCAUAUAUAAUUGUUGUAAGAGCAAAAGAUUCUGGACAACCAGCAUUAUCAAGUAGAUGUACAAUUUAUGUACAUGUAAAAGAUAUUAAUGAUCAUCAACCAUUAUUUAUAACAUUUCAAAAUGAAUUUAUAAUUGAAGAAAAUUCACCUAUUGGUUCAGAAGUUGGUAAAGUUGAAGCUAUUGAUGAUGAUAUUGGUUUAAAUGGAGAAAUAAAAUAUUAUUUUAUUAAUAAUAAUGAAACAAAUUUUGUUAUUGAUAGUAAUAGUGGUAUUAUUUUUACAAAUUCAACUUUAGAUCGUGAAAUAAUUGAUAAAUAUUUAUUAGAAGUAAUUGCUAUAGAUCAAGGAGAACCACCAUUAAAUUCAUCAAUAAAAAUUCAAAUAUUAAUUAAAGAUGUUAAUGAUAAUUUUCCACAAUUUGAAAAAGAUUUAUAUGAAAUAACAAUGCCAGAAGAUAUACAAAAAGGUGCACAAAUAAUUAUUUUAAAAGCUAAUGAUAAUGAUCUUGAUUCAAAAAUUUUUUAUCGUAUAGAAAAAAGUGAUAAAGAUAUAUUUUCAUUAACAAAUCUUGGUGGAAAUGAUGGUGCACUUUUAAGAUUAACAAAAUCAUUUGAUGUUGAUGAUACAAAUAUAUCACUUUUAAUAUCUGCUACUGAUCAAGGUGGUAAAAAAGGUUUUACAACAGUUAUAAUUAAUGUUAAUGAUGUUAAUCAAAAACCAUUUUUUAUAAAACAUUCAUUUAAUGUUAUAAUUCCUGAAGAUUCACCUAUUGGAUUUCAUGUUAUACAAAUGAAAGCAGAUGACAAUGAUAGAGGAGAAAAUGCUAAUUUGUCUUUUUUUAUUGAUAAUGAAGAUUUUAAAAUUGAUAAACAAACUGGAGUUAUUACAGUUGCAAAAACAUUAGACCGUGAAAAACAAAGUUCAUAUACAUUAAAAGUAACUGUACAAGAUAAUGGUAUACCACCAUUAUCAACUGAUACUUUAUUAGAAAUUUUUAUUGAAGACGUAAAUGAUAACUCACCGGUUUUUAUGGAAGAAAAAUAUUUUAUUUCAAUUCCUGAAGAUAUUCCUGUAGGGACUAGCUUUUUACAAAUAACGGCAACUGAUAAUGAUGGUGGAAUAAAUAGUAUAAUAGAUUAUUUUUUAGAUGAAAAUGAUGAUUAUGUUAAAAUGGAUAAAUUUCGCCUUGAUAGAACAUCAGGUACAUUACGUGUUAAUCAAAAAUUAGACAGAGAAAAUGUAGAAAUAUUUAUUUUACCUGUUAUUGCAAAAGAUAGAGGAACACCACAAAAAAUAUCAAAAACAUUUGUUACAAUAAAAUUAGAAGAUGUUAAUGAUAAUGCUCCACAAUUUGAAAAACAAUUAUAUACAUUUUAUAUUCCUGAAAAUAUGGAACCUGGUACUUUGGUUGGUGUAAUGACAGCAAAUGAUCCAGAUAUUGGUGAUAAUGGUGAUAUACAAUUUAAAAUAUUUGCUGGUAGUGAUGCUAAAUAUUUUGAACUUGAAACAGAUUUAAAUAAUACAAAUACUGUCUUUCUUCGUAGUCGUGUUGAAUUUGAUUAUGAAGAUAAAAUUAAUAAAUUUAAUAUAGAAGUACAGGCAGCAAGUAAACAAUUAAGUUCAACAGUACCAGUUCAUAUAUUUGUUACAGAUAAAAAUGAUAAUAAACCUCAAUUACGAAAUUUUAUAAUUCUUAUUACAAGAUAUACUUCUGAAUAUAUUGAGGAUAUUGGUAAUAUACCUGCAUUUGAUCCUGAUCAAAAUGCAACAUUAGAAUAUUUCUUAGAACCUAAUGAAAUAAUAUCUGUUGAAAAAAAAAGUGGAAAACUUAAACUUUUAAAAGUUUUAAAUCGCCAUGUGUCCUUACAACUUAAGUCAUGUGUUUCAGAUGGUUCAAAUACGGAAUGUUCUAUAUGCCAGUUAUUAUAUCAUCCAAUUAAUGAAAAUGAUUUAGGAAAUGCAAUAACUAUAUCAAUUAAUGAUAUGACAAAAGAUGAAUUUUUAGAUUUUGAUAUUUAUCAAAAAUUUGUUAGUUCAAUUGCUUUAUUAAAUAAUUAUUGGACACCUAAUGAUAUUGUUAUUAUUGGUAUCAGUGAAAAAAAUAAUACACUUUUAAUUAGUUUUAUUAUGAAUGAAAAUAUAGAAAAUAUGAAUACAUGGAGAAUUGAAGAAAUGAUUGUUGAAGGUACAACAAAUAUUUCUGAGACAUUUGGAAGAACAAUUGAAUUGGUACGUGAUGAAAUAUGUAAUACAGAACCAUGUCCUUAUUAUCAAAAAUGUAAACAAACAUUUAGAUAUGUAGGAUCUGAUAAUAAAAUUAUUGAAACUGACAGUUUUAUUUAUCGGUCAUUUGAAAAUAAACGAAGUCAUCAUUGUGAAUGUCCUUCCGGAUUUGGAACAAUUUUUGACAAAAUAGGACAUUGUAAUGUUAAAAUUGAUAUGUGUUACGAAAGUCCAUGUAAAAAUAAUGGCACAUGUCAAUCAUUAGAAAAUGAUUAUUUUUGUCAAUGUCUUCCUGGAUAUAGUGGAAAAAAUUGUGAAAUUUUAAAUAAAUUGGACACCUGUCUUCCAACAUCAUGCCAUUCAGAUUCUGUAUGUAUAAUAAAAAAUCGUAAACCAAUAUGUCAAUUUUGUAAAUGGGAAAAAAGUGAAACAGAUAAUUAUUGUAGAUUACGUUCUAUAUCAUUUUCUGGUGAUGGAUAUAUUAUUGUUCCUGUUACUCUUCCUCGUCUUCAAUGGAAUAUAAAAAUUAAUAUUGCAACAAUUGUUAAAGAUGGAUUAAUAUUAUAUGCUGGGGAAAUAAAACAAACAUUAAAAAAAGAUUAUUUUAUGAUUUAUAUUAAAAAUGGUAUUUUAAAUGCGGAAAUUUCACUAGGAAAUGAGGUUGCAAUUGCAAGUAUGGAAGAUUCAAGAGAAAAUCGUAUAAGCAAUGGAAAUUGGAGAACAAUUCAUAUUACUUUUUCAUCACGCCAGCUGGUUAUUAGUUUAGAUGAUUGUGAUUCUUUUCUUGCACUACAUAAUAAUAAUACAUUUGGAUAUCCUAAAUGUGCAUCUACUACAAUUAUCAAAUUACCAAAAAUAUGUAAUGAUUUAGCUGUACCAUGCAACAGAUUUUUUGAUGUUAAAACAGGAUUAUUUAUUGGUGGUAUUAAAAAUAAUAGAAUAAACAAUAAUCAUAUAAAUGGAUUUAAUGGAUGUAUAAAAGAUCUUUAUAUUGAUUAUAAAUUAAUUGAUUUUUCUAAAUUUUCAACAUUUGAAAAAGAAGGAAAUGUUAUUGAAGGAUGUAAAGAAAAAAAAGAUAUAUGUCAAUAUUCAAAUCCUUGUGAUUCAACAGCUAAAUGUAUUGAUAAAUGGGGUGGUUAUAUAUGUCGUUGUCAUCAUCGUGUUCAUUCAAAAAUGAAUUGUAAUCAAGAAUCUUCUUCUGCAAUAUCAUUAUUUAUGGAAGGUUCAUAUGGUAGUUGGAAACCAACAUCUGACUUUGAAACACGUCAUAUAUAUUUUGAAUUUAGAACACGUGAAAGAAAUACUCAAGUUAUGGUAAUACAAUUUGAAAAUAAAAUGAAAUAUUUUAUUUUAAAUAUAGAAGGUGGUACAACUAUAUUUAAUUUAGAUGGUAAUUUAUAUUUAAUGCAAUAUCCAGUUGUUUCUGAUGGAUUAUGGCAUUCAAUAUCUAUAAAUAUUGAUAAUUUAAUGAAUAAUUUUAAUAUUACUGUUGAUGCAAUAUAUUCAAAAGUUAUUUCAUCAAAUGAAAAUAUAUCUAAUAGAAUUAUUAAAAAUAUGCAUACAGGACAAAAUCCUUCAUUUUCAGGAGCAUUAAAAUAUCGUGGAUGUAUACGUAAUGUUGAAAUAAAUUCAUAUCGUUUAAAAUUAUAUUCACAAUCAAAAACAAAACCAGGAUGUCAAACACCAAAUGAAUGUUUAACAAAUACUUGUCCAAAAAAUAGUAAAUGUAUUAGAGAUUGGGAUAGACAUUCAUGUAAAUGUAAUAAUGGAUAUGUUGGUGAUCAAUGUGUUAAUAUAUGUUCAAUUCCUAAUAUAUGUGGUCCUGAUGGUAUAUGUAAUUUAAAAAAUAAUACAAAUGGUUAUGAAUGUUUAUGUCCUGAAAAUCGUACUGGUAAUAAUUGUGAAAAAGAAAAAUUUUAUCAAAUUUGUCCAAAUGGUUAUUAUGGUAUAUUUCCUAAUUGUAAACGUUGUAAUUGUAAUACAUCAAAAAAUAUGAAAAAUAUGUGCAAUAGUAUAACAGGUAAAUGUGAAUGUCCAAGAAAUUAUUAUAUGUUAAAUGGUAAAUGUAUUGAAUGUGAAUGUGGUUUAGGUAGUUCAUCAUCUGCUUGUAAUGAUGAUGGACAAUGUCCUUGUGUUGGUGAUGCUUCAGGAAGAAGAUGUGAUAGAUGUGAUAAUGAAUUAGAAUUACUUGAUAAAAAAACAAUGAUGUGUGUUAAAAUAAAAGGAAGAUGUCCAUCAAAUAUAGAAUAUGGUAUACAAUGGCCAACAACUAUUUUUGGAUCAAUUGCAAGACAAUCAUGUCCUUUUUCACAAAUUGGUAUUGCUUAUAGAAAAUGUGAUAUGUCAGGUAUUUGGGAAAAAGUAAAUUUAGAUAAUUGUACAUUAACAAGUUUACAUAUUGGAAGAAACAAACAUUGGCAAUCAGAUACAAUGAUUGAUAUCUCUGAAUUAGCUUUAUUAUUAAAAAAUAGUACAAAAGAUGUUAUUUAUGUAAAAGGAAAAAAUAUUAACAUAUGGUUUACAAUAAUGAAUACAAUUAUAAAAUCAAAUAGUCUAAAAGAUAGUCAUAUACAUAAUCAUAUAUUUACAGAAAAUAUAAUUAAUAGUGCUUCAUUAAUUGGUAUGGAAAUUGAUAUUAAUAAGCAAUUAAAUCUCAUUCAAUAUCUUUAUAAUUUUGGUCAAAAAUUAGCAUUAAUACAUUAUGAUUAUUCAUUUCUUAAAUCAUUCCAAAUAACAACAUCAAAUAUAAUUUUUAGUAUUGAUAAUAUUGAUGAAAUUGAUGAUGUUAAUGAAAAAUAUCCUGCUCCUCUUAUAUUACCAAAAUAUGAUCAUUUUAUAGAUAAAAGAGAAGAUUUUUUUAAAAAUAUUAAUAUUGAAGUAUCAUCAAGAUAUGCUACUGGAACAAUAUUUUAUAUGAUUUAUAUUCCAAAUAAUUGUGAUAAAUGUGAAAGUAAUAUUGUUUCAGCAUUUCAAGUAUUAGAUAUGGAUACAACUAAAUCAUCAUAUGAUAUUGGAAUUAAUAUAGCAUUUCCUAUAAAAUCACAUGGAAAUUGGAAAAAUUAUGAAUGUGUUAGAUUAAUUGAUAAAAUUUCAUAUGGUAUUAAUGGAUAUUCAAAUUGGGAUAUUAAUGAUAUUAAUUCAUCAUGGAUAAAUGAAAAUUCUUUAAUGAUAGGUUUAAAUUCAACACAUGUUGUUUGCCAAUUUUCAGGAAGUGGAAUAUUUUCAGUAAUUAGUGAAUCAAUUAAUGGUUUUCAAAUUCAUUUAACAAGUAAUAUUGGUAGUAUACCAUAUUUUCAUGAAAUAUGUGGAAUUAUUACAAUAUUAGGUUCAUUUGCCUCAUUAAUUAUAUUAAUAAUUUCAAAAAAUAUUGAUCAUAGAGGAAUGAAAACACUUAUUGUUGGUGGAUAUUUAAUAAAUAUUAUUGCAAUACUAUUAAUGCCAAGAAUUAACUAUUCAUCAGUUUAUUGCUCAAUACGAAAUGCUACUUUUACAUUUACAACAACAUUUCUUUUUUCAUGGAUUUUAUUAUAUACUCUUACAAUAUAUAAUACAAUUUUAUCUAGUAAUCAAAAUAUAUCUAAUAUAGUUUUAUUAUUAAUUGGAAUUGUUUUAUCACCAUUACAUAGUAUUAUAGUAUUUUUAUAUUCAUCAACAUGUUCAAUAAUUUUAUUUAAUGAAACAUUUUGGAUAAUAAUUGGACCAAUAUGUGUUAUAGUAUUAUCAAUAUUUUAUACAACAACAACAUCUUUCUUAAUAACAAGAAACAAAAGUUAUAAUAUUAUUGGUUAUUCAUUAUUUGAUUAUCAACAAACAAUAGCUCAAUAUUUAUUCCUUGCAAUAGCUUGUGUUUUAGCAAAUAUAGGAACAUGGUCAAAAUUAAUGGGUUAUCAACGAAGUCCUGUAAUAGAUUUUUUAUUUGAUUUUGUUAUUUUAAUAUCAACUAUUUUAUUAUUUUUCUGUACAUCAUCAACACCAAAAAUUAAAACAAAUCAACAAAGUAAUAAUGAAUUAUGGUUAGAUCAAAAAAUAAAUCCUGUUGGUAGAAAUUCAUCAACAAUUUUACAAAAUGAAACAUCAUCAGGAACAAUAUCACCAAGUAAUCAUAAUAUAAUAUCAAAUGAAAAAACAAGCUCAAAUUUUGAUGAAUAUGAUAAUGGAGGUAAUGAAAUAAUUUAUAAAUCAUCUAAAAAUAAUCAAUGGGAUGGAAAAUUAGAUGGUAUAGAAAAUCCAAUGGAAAAUAUUGAUAAUCCUUAUUCUAAAUAUUCAUCACCAAAUCUUUUACAAAGACAUAAAACAUUAUUAUUACAAAAACAGAUGAUAGGACCUAAUAUUUUAUCACCUGUUCAAAAAAUUAUUAAAAUUGAUAAUUUAGAUGGUUGUAGUACAAAUGAAAAUAUAACAUCAAUAUGUAAUGGUAGUAAUACUUUAAAUAUAACAAAAUCAAAAAAUUAUGAUUCUGGAAUGGGAGAAGAAGGCGUACUUAAUUAUGAUGAUGUAUCUAGUAUAUAUUAUGCUUAUCAUGAAAAAAAUACUACCGCAACAACAACUUUUCGUAAAUUUUAG